Molecule: messenger RNA, 1587 nt
Organism: Haliaeetus leucocephalus (bald eagle)
Lineage: Eukaryota; Metazoa; Chordata; Aves; Accipitriformes; Accipitridae
Gene: PTPN7
Product: protein tyrosine phosphatase, non-receptor type 7
Exons: 10
Coding region: 169-1260 (363 amino acids)
Biological process (GO): protein dephosphorylation
Molecular function (GO): protein tyrosine phosphatase activity
Source: RefSeq, a predicted model, not a curated record
GUUAGACCGACACGCGCGGCGCCUGCGGGCCUGUGCCAGGACCGACGGAGCCGACGCCGCGGGGCAGCAGCUGCUUCUACUCCAAUGGCUCCUUGAUUCCCCAGGAGCUGAGGGCCCCCUGUGUCCACUCCCUGUGCUUCAUGACGAGGGCUUUGUGGCUGCCGCAGCAUGGUACAAGCCUGCUUGGUGUGCUCCAGAGUUCAUAACGGCAGCCUGCCAGCCCGGGCAGCCGGGGCAGACAUGGACAAGACAGACAAGCCCAGUCCCUCUGCCAAGAAGCAUGUGCGUCUUCAGGAGAGAAGGGGGUCCAACGUGUCGCUGAUGCUGGACAUGAGCUCGCUGGGGAGUGUGGAGCCCAUCCAGCCUGUCUGCACACCACGGGACAUCACACUGAAGUUCCUGAGGACAUCCAGCCACGUGCUGAGGAGAGAGGAGCUCCAGCAACAUGCCCAGAGCCUGACACAGCUCCAGGAGGAGUUUUCGAAAAUCCCACCCAACUUUGUUAGUCCGGAGGAGCUGGAGAUCCCUGGACGUGCCUCCAAGGACAGAUACAAAACCAUCCUUCCCAAUCCUGAGAGCCGGGUCUGUCUCAGGAGGGCAAGAAACCAGGAGGAAGACAGCUACAUAAAUGCCAACUACAUCACGGGCUACGCAGGGCGGCCCCGGGAGUACAUUGCCACCCAGGGACCCAUGCUGAACACUGUGACUGACUUCUGGGAGAUGGUGUGGCAGGAGGAGGCGCCCCUCAUCGUCAUGAUAACCAAGCUCCAGGAGCGCAAAGAGAAAUGUGUCCACUACUGGCCUGAGAAGGAGGACACCUACGGCCCCUUCACCAUCCGUGUGCAGGGGGUGAGCGAGUAUGUGGAGUACGUGGUCCGGGAUCUCUCCAUCCAGCUUGAAGGUGAAUGCCGCCAGGUCAAACACAUCCUCUUCCCUUCCUGGCCGGACCAGCAGACACCCGAGUCAGCCAAGCCCCUGCUGCACUUGGUGUCCAAGGUGGAGGACACUCUGCAGGCUGCAGCCAUCCCAGGGCCCAUCGUUGUGCACUGCAGCGCAGGCAUUGGCCGGACGGGCUGCUUUAUCGCUACCAGGAUUGGGUGCCAGCAGCUGAAGGACAAGGGGGAGGUUGAUAUCCUGGGAAUUGUGUGCCGUCUCCGCAUAGACAGAGGCGGGAUGAUCCAGACAAGCGAGCAGUACCAGUUCCUCCAUCACACACUAGCUCUCUACGCUUCCCAGCUGCUGGAGGCAGGAGGCCACUAGUGCAGGGCUCCCACUGGGCUGCCAGCUCCUCACCCCGACCUCUCCUGCACCAGCCUCGGGGACACCUCCACCAAAACCCCUCCUGCUGCCACCGGGCCACAGAGCAGCAGCAUGAGCAUCCGUCAGGAUGAGCACAGCCAAGAAAACCCACGGGGAUUGUGGCCUUGUGACCCUGGGGAUGAGCAAGGUUUGGCAGGUUCACAUGAGGGAUUCAGUGGGUGCUCGAGGUGGCCAUUGCUGCUGGCUUGAGGCAGAUUUCACCCACAGAAAGAAGCUUUGGCUUUUGAAACAUGCAACUUUUUAUCCUCAACCAGAAGAGCAAGCUGU